Ahaetulla prasina is the source of this 2767-nucleotide messenger RNA. It is a transcript of the gene CTDSPL2, whose product is annotated as CTD small phosphatase like 2. The record is from RefSeq and is a predicted model, not a curated record. Bases 576 to 1979 code for a protein of 467 amino acids. The transcript is spliced from 15 exons. Gene Ontology annotation, molecular function: phosphoprotein phosphatase activity. NCBI's taxonomy places the organism in Eukaryota, Metazoa, Chordata, Lepidosauria, Squamata, Colubridae.
GCGUCGGGCAGGCCGCCGGGCUCGCGCCUUCCCUCCUCCCCCGCCAGCAUCCGGGUCCUUCCGCGCGGUGCAGCAGGUCGGUAGGCGGGAAAUGGCGACCGGCCGCUGCUGGGGCUGCUGAGCGCGACCGAGACCCGGCGGCAGCGGGACCGGCGGCGGCGGCGGCGGCGGCGCUUUGUAGGAGCCGCGCGGCGGGGGAGGCCUGCCGGGCCUGGGCUGCCCUGCCGCCGCGGGGCCGGUCUCCGGCGGCGGGGAGGCGCCCGACUGCCCCACCUUCCCCUCGGCGCUUCACAGUAAAAUGGGAAUAAUUCAUCACAAACUGUUGGUGCUGCAAGGGUUAAUUACUUAAUGUUAAUAAAGGCAUUUGAAGAUUAAAAAGGGCCUACAGCUCCUUCAGACUCAUGCUGUGUCCACCUUAACUGCUCUUCCCAUGCCAUCCUGUUGCAGCUGAGUUUGAAGAAACCAGGAACACCAAUUCUUACACCUAUUUUGGAGAAACUCAGUUUUGAAAUUGCUAUGAUUUAAUAGAUAUACUAAAGAUUAUACUAGAGUUUUUACAUGUGAUACCAUCAAAAAUGAGGCUGAGAACACGGAAAGCUUCUCAGCAGUCAAAUCAAAAUCACACACAGCGUGCAUUGAGAGUAAAGAGGAAAUACUCAGAUGUGGAGGAGAACAUAACUGUUGGUGGAGGAAAACUUCAGAAAAAUGAAACUGGCUUACUAUCUUCAAUUAAAAAGUUCAUUAAAGGAAGUACCCCAAAGGAUGAACGAGAACACCCUGCAAAAAGAAGUAGAAUCGAACGUGACAUAGAAGACAACUUAAUUACAUCCACUCCUCGAACAGGAGAAAAGCCUAAUAAACAGCUUUCUCGAAUUAGGCGGAAAAGUCAAGUGAAUGGAGAAGCUGGGAAUUAUGAAAUGGCAAACCAGCAUGUCCGGCAAAAUGGAAAAUUGGAUGAUAAUCCCACCAGCUGCAGCCCCCCAAGGACGACAUUAUUGGGGACCAUAUUUUCUCCUGUCUUCAAUUUUUUCUCACCAGCAAAUAAAAAUGGAACAGCAGGCUCGGAUUCUCCCGGCCAAGCUGUGGAGGCUGAAGAAAUUGUGAAGCAGCUCGAUAUGGAGCAGGUAGAUGAGAUCAUUACCAGCACUGCCGUCUCAGCCAACGGAGGAGCGCCCUACGCCAGCCAGGCAGCCCAGGUCCGAACGACCAUCAACACCGUCUUGGAGGAAGUGGAGGAUGUGGCGGACUGUGAUCUUCCUCCACUGACCGCACCAGUAUCUCCAGACAGUGGUUAUUCAUCAGCUCAUGCAGAAGCCACCUAUGAAGAAGACUGGGAAGUCUUUGAUCCGUACUACUUCAUCAAGCAUGUUCCACCGCUAACAGAAGAACAACUUAAUCGGAAACCUGCUCUUCCAUUGAAAACCAGAAGUACACCAGAGUUCUCGUUAGUUCUAGACUUGGAUGAAACAUUAGUCCACUGUAGUCUAAAUGAACUGGAAGAUGCUGCACUCACGUUUCCAGUCCUUUUCCAGGAUGUCAUUUACCAGGUUUAUGUGCGGUUAAGACCAUUUUUCAGAGAAUUCUUGGAAUGUAUGUCUCAAAUUUAUGAGAUCAUUCUUUUUACUGCUUCUAAAAAGGUCUAUGCAGACAAAUUGCUGAAUAUAUUAGACCCUAAAAAGCAGCUGGUCAGGCAUCGACUUUUCCGUGAACAUUGUGUUUGUGUGCAAGGGAACUACAUAAAAGAUUUAAAUAUCCUUGGCAGAGAUCUCUCAAAAACGAUCAUCAUUGACAAUUCACCACAAGCCUUUGCCUACCAGCUUUCAAAUGGAAUUCCUAUAGAAAGCUGGUUCAUGGAUAAAAAUGACAAUGAACUUCUAAAGUUGAUUCCUUUUCUGGAAAAACUUGUAGAACUGAAUGAAGAUGUUCGACCUCACAUCCGAGACAGAUUUCGCUUGCAUGACUUACUACCCCCUGAUUAAACUCAAUCUUUGGUCAAAGAGCUGAAGGGAAAGAAAAUGCAGGAUCCUUUUUCUUUUUGGACUAAAACAAAAACAUUGCCAUUACUGUUGAAAUUUUUGCAUUUUUGUACCCUUUCUCACUUUUCUUAUCUCUGGUGCCCAACAGUAAUAAAAGGGUUACAGAAGAACUUUCUAUAUCGCCAAAUGGAAAGACGUGCAGUAUAAUAGGUAGGCUAGAACAGAAGAGUCUUUAGAUCUAGUGCAACGCCCAUAAUUUUUAAUGUACAGAACACCUGCCGUUUUUAGAGAAUUCUGUUUCUGCCACCAGCAGUUUAUCCUAUAAAAAUACAGGAUUUAUGAAAUCACAGAGAUUGAAAAUGGACUCUUGUUUUCUCUCUGUUUGGUGCUCUCUAAGUGGGUUUGUAGCCACUUUGUGUUACUUUUAAAAUUCUCAUUUCAACAGGAAUGGCCAGUAAUUUUUUUCCUGUUAAGGUUUAUAACCUUUUUACAUUUUUGAUCUGUAUUCAAUUUUAGAAUUUCAUUAUGCAUUCCUUUUAGUUGAGGUGACUUCAUAUUUUUCUGGGAAUAGCCAAGUUUUAUUCAUUUUUAUUAUUCGAUUGAAUGGCCAUUUUCCUGCUUUGUCUGCCUGCAUACUGUAUAUUUGUUUUUAAAAAUCAUCUAGUUUUAUUCUAUGUAUGAUCGAAUAUAUACAUACAUACAUACAUACAUACAUACAUAUAUGUGUAUGUAUGUGUAUAUAUAUGUAUAUAUGUGUGUGUAUGUGUGUGUAUAUAUAUAUAUAUAUAUAU